AUGAUCUUAGCAGUAGCUGCAUGUGCUGUAGCUGGUGCUGCAGGACUUUCUCAUAUAUUUGAUGAUAAUAAUGAUGAACAACAAGCAACAAAUAUGAAAUAUGAAACAGUUACUGUAUCAUCAACUAUUCCUGAUAAACAAGGUAUUGUUAAAUAUGUUAUACAUCCAUAUUCAUAUAUGUAUUAUCCAUUUAUUAAACAAGAACAAAAUAAAUGUAUUGUUACAUUUAUAAAUAAAUAUAAAUUAAAUCAAUUAAAAUUACCAAUAGAAAAUUAUAAAGAAAAAAUGAAUUAUUCUCUAUUUAAACAAGAUUUUUCUAU
Rotaria sordida is the source of this 320-nucleotide messenger RNA. The record is from the annotation of a GenBank genome assembly. Lineage: Eukaryota; Metazoa; Rotifera; Eurotatoria; Philodinida; Philodinidae.